UUAGCAGUGCCAUAUAAUCAAUAUGUACAAGCGGUUACCACAAGCCACACCGAACACAAAACAAGCUCUUGAAUUCUAUUUGUUCUAAGUUCUACUUGUCUCACUUCUUCCAUCUCUUCCGGAAACUACCAUCCUUUCUGUGUUCAAACGGCGUCGCAUCUUCUGGAUAUGGCUGGGAAGCUAAUGCACGCACUCCAAUACGAUAGUUAUGGUGGUGGAGCUGCUGGUUUAAAGCAUGUUGAAGUUCCAGUGCCCGCCCCAAAGAAAGAUGAAAUUUUGCUGAGGUUGGAAGCAACUAGUCUAAAUCCAAUUGAUUGGAAAAUUCAGAAGGGCAUGUUGCGGCCUUUUCUUCCUCGUAGAUUCCCUCAUAUUCCUGGUACUGAUGUGGCAGGAGAGGUUGUAGAGGUCGGAUCAGGAGUAACCAAUUUCAAAACUGGCGAUAAAGUUGUUGCCAUGCUUAGUCAUGCUAAUGGGGGUGGCUUAGCUGAGUUUGCAGUGGCCGGGAAGAACUUGACAGUAGCAAGGCCACCUGAAGUCUCAGCAGCUGAAGGUGCUGGGUUGCCAGUCGCUGGUAUCACGGCUCACCAGGCUCUCACUCAAGCUGCUGGGAUCAAGCUUGAUGGAAGCGGUGACCAGAAAAACAUUCUUAUCACCGCUGCCUCUGGUGGUGUGGGUCACUAUGCAGUUCAACUAGCAAAGCUUGGUAACACACAUGUGACAGCCACUUGUGGAGCUCGGAACAUUCAAUUAGUAAAGAGCUUAGGGGCUGAUGAGGUUCUUGAUUACAAGACCCCAGAGGGAGCAGCUCUAAAGUCUCCAUCUGGUCGAAAGUAUGAUGCAGUGAUCCAUUGUGCUAGUGCUAUUCCUUGGAGUACUUUUGAGCCUAAUUUGAGCGAAACUGGAAAGGUUAUAGAUAUUACUCCUGGUGUCGCUGCCUUGACGACUUUCGCUCUAAAGAAACUUACUUUCUCCAAGAAGCAACUGGUGCCACUACUUUUGGUUCCCAAGGCUGAUAAGCUGGAUUAUCUUGUUAAAUUGGUGAAGGAAGGGAAGCUGAAGACCAUUAUCGACUCGAAGCACCUUUUGAGCAAGGCUGAAGAUGCUUGGGCUAAGAGCAUUGAUGGCCAUGCUACUGGAAAGAUCAUUGUGGAGCCUUAGAUAAAAGUAUAGUCCUUCAAUUGCUAAACUAUCGAUUACCAUAGAUUCAAAGAUGUGUGGAUUGUAUUUGAUGAUGAUGAGAUAUGGAUUGUAUAGUAUUUAAAGAGGACAAUGGUGUGUGUAUCUUGCUUUGUACUUUUCUCUUUAGUGCUUUUAUAUAAAUGAUGAAGAUUAGAAUUUCAUUA
Messenger RNA from Jatropha curcas, 1343 nucleotides. RefSeq names its product chloroplast envelope quinone oxidoreductase homolog. The record is from RefSeq and is a predicted model, not a curated record. NCBI's taxonomy places the organism in Eukaryota, Viridiplantae, Streptophyta, Magnoliopsida, Malpighiales, Euphorbiaceae. Gene Ontology annotation, molecular function: oxidoreductase activity.